This is a messenger RNA of Marchantia polymorpha subsp. ruderalis, 2363 nucleotides long. Lineage: Eukaryota; Viridiplantae; Streptophyta; Marchantiopsida; Marchantiales; Marchantiaceae. The record is from the annotation of a GenBank genome assembly.
UCCUUAAUUACUCGAUGCCUCUGCGAGACGCACACAUUAGCGUCCAUGGCCGCUUCAGUCCUUUCGGCGAGGGACCACGGCACGCCCGGUGGCACACGCCAGCGCCACGCGUCGCGUCGGCAGAUUUUUCAUUAAAUGCCUUUUUCUCGGAUUUCCAUUGGCUGCCAAGAAUCCGAGCUGUCGGUGUUCGGAUCUGCCUCGGCCGCUCGAGCUCGUCUGCACUUUAUCGACGAGAGCAGGGCCCGAGCUUCGAAAUCCUACGGCUCGGGAAUUUGUGCAGUUUCCCGGAGGCUUAUGAAUUCUGUCCCGAUUCCCGUCGAUUGAAACAACCCUCUGGCACGCUCGGUGGCACUGGGAUCGGAGUCGGAGUCAGAAAUUCGAGGGCUCGAAAUACCGCAUGCGGUGCGGAGGAGCGAGUCGCCGGUGCGGUGUCGUGGCCUGGGACUGCGGUGCUGUUGAAUUUGCGUGGAAUCAUCGACAGUACGGCGCUGGGGUUCGGACAAACAGAUCACUGUGGGCUCUGAGGACUUGGGAAGCGGGAAAGCAAAAGGUUGUUGGAGGUUGCGAGUUUUCUCGGCGUGACCGGGUUCGCUGACUGGACGAGGACAUGGUGCCAUCCGGGCUCGUUGCUUUGGAAUUGUGCCGGAAUUGUCCUUCUCUCUCGAUGCUUGCGAAAUGACACUCGGCUUGAGGCCGGUGCACGAGGAGUUGGUUAUGCUCAUCUACAGAAGCUAACGGCCCACGUGCAAAGAAUUCUGCUCGUUGCAUUCGGUUUUCAAAUUCAAAUACGGGAUAGCAAAGUUACCACCGCACUUGAUUCUCCUGUGCUUCUUGUCACAGAACGACGGCAUCGACGACAGCCUCCAAUUGCAUGAGACGGCCAUGUCGACUUACAACCUGCGUGUUUGUUCGUUCAAAUUGUGGAUUGCCGCAUCAUCAGCCUCUGUCUCAUCCUCGUUGGAUCCACAGUUGAGCUCCUCGUCGAGGAACUUGUAAAUUAUGUAUUGUUGGUAAUUAUGUUCUACGCCAGUGGUCGCAAGUUAUAUCCACGGCUCUUUAAGGGAAUAGAUAUCUGUAUAAGAGUUUUUUCACGUAUUAUAGAGGAAUCGAACGGGCACCCCCUUCCACUUCCAACAACGAAAAAACUUAUACUAACAGAUCGUGGCCAUAGGUCCUGACCUCUUCCAUCACCGUGGAGCAGGCCAAAUUACUCUACCAGGAAUGAGAGCAAAAAGAACAGACCGCUUUCAAAAGGUUUGGUACAUUCUGUUGAGUAAGCAACAUUUCGCUUUCUUAUAUAUGAGUACUCACUGCAUUAUAUGUACUUAACCACGGCUUCAUUAACUGGUCCUGACAGAUCCUCUCCCGCUGUGCCUCUGUUUAAUGUGACCAGUCGUAGCCAGCAGACGAGACUUAUCUCGAUGCUUCUAAUCAGAUGUGUAACUGAUUGGUAAACGUCAUGACAAGGGAGCAACUGAUAACCACUGAGAAUGUCCACAAAUAUAUGUCGUGAGAUUUAGCAUGGAGUUACUCCCAGUGGCCACCCACUCUGAUUGAUGCUCAUCACUUGUCCCCAGACAGCAGAAAACAAAACAAAACGGGAAUCAAUGAAAGUAAGCAAGUGGACAGAUCAGUAAAGCAAGUGAACAAACAUGCCAAUCAGGGGAACAUGAUUUGGCGGCCGAGGCAAAUAUGUGAAACUGGUCAAAAUUGUAGUUUUGAACUCGCUUUAAACUCAAAACUCCAUGAUGCUAAUACAAACUCUGUAUUUACUGAGAAAUGGGACAAUGUUGGGAUGUUAAGCUUUGCCGUCAAUAAAGGCAUCUAUGUUCUGUAGCAACUCAAAGGAACCGGUUCCCGAUUCAACCACCCGGCCCAUAACGAUACGGGCGGAUGGAGAUGAAAGGUUAUCUCUUUGCCUUUUCAGCGUGGCAUCCAUGAGAAAGGUAGUUGCAGUCUCAUAGCUCAUCUUCAAAAAUGGAGAAGGGCUGGAAUAUAUGCCCAGCCGAUUGCAUGGCCUGUACCCGCCUUGGCAGGUCAUAAAAUCUGAUAUCAAACUCAAGUGACGAGGGUUCACGCCUAUACCAUAAGAACCGAACACUGACAGCACCUCCGACAUAAUGGUCUGGCGUGCAGCUUCCACACCAUAAACACGAAGAAUUGUGGCGAUGUUGUUCGUGGUGAGGUUAUUGACAUCGAGGUCGUCAUGUAGAGCCCAGAACCCUUCUAAGUUCACUCCGUCCGUCUGGAGGGCAUAGAGAGGCGGCCCGUCCGGAUUUUUCUUGUCUUUGGUUUCAAUUACCGAGCACUUGUCGAUCCCUUUAACAUACCGUACCGAGACCUGUUUGGCGACUUUCUCCACC